Molecule: messenger RNA, 735 nt
Organism: Penicillium oxalicum
Lineage: Eukaryota; Fungi; Ascomycota; Eurotiomycetes; Eurotiales; Aspergillaceae
Product: LOG family protein
Exons: 2
Coding region: 1-735 (244 amino acids)
Biological process (GO): cytokinin biosynthetic process
Cellular component (GO): cytosol
Molecular function (GO): hydrolase activity, hydrolyzing N-glycosyl compounds
Source: RefSeq, a predicted model, not a curated record
AUGGCCGAGGACAAGCCUGCUGUGAUCUGUGUCUUUUGUGGCGCCACGCCCGGCAAAGAUCCCAUUCAUCUCGAAGCCGCCCGCGCUCUUGCCUACGAGUUUCACAAACACAACAUUCGCCUGGUCUAUGGCGGGGGUACCACCGGAUUGAUGGGAGAAGUCGCCAAGACCCUCGUUUCGUUAUCCGGCCCCAAGGCCGUCCAUGGCGUAAUUCCUCGAGCGCUCGUCAAGGUUUCCGUCAAGGGCGUCGAGGAUCCCACGGCGCACAGCAAGGCCAACGGUCACUCCAAUGGCGAAAAUGUCGGCAAGACCGCAGAGCGUGAAGUGUCCGAGGCCAUUGAGGGCGAGGAGAUUCCCGAGUCUGAAUACGGUGUGACGACUAUCGUUCGGGACAUGCACUCGCGCAAGCGGAUGAUGGCCGAGCUCGUCAUGGAGGGCGGGCCUGGCUCGGGAUUCGUCUCGUUGGCGGGUGGAUUCGGUACAAUUGAGGAAGUCAUGGAGAUGACGACUUGGAAUCAGUUGGGCAUCCAUCGGGUCGGCGUCAUUCUACUCAACAUCAACGGGUACUGGGAUGGCCUGCUUGCUUGGGUACGCAACGCCGUGCAAAAUGGGUUCAUUUCGAGUGAAAACGGGUCCAUCCUGGCAGAGGCGCGAACCGUUGAGGAGGUAGUGCCUAAGUUGUUGCAGUAUCAGUGCAGCACUGAUCGAUUCCAAUUGAAUUGGGGCGAGGAAUAG